AUGUCUAAGCAGCAAGUGAAGCGCCAAUUCCAAGAAUUGACUGGUGUUCCUGGCCCCCAGGCCCAACAGUUUGUUGAAAAUGCAAAUUACAAUUUGAAUGCCGCGUUGGACAAUUUCUAUAAUAGAAAUGCCAGUCCUGCUACCACUACUACAACCAAUCGUAAACCUCCUGUGAAGAGUGAUAAACGAUUAGUAAGUUUGUUCAAGAAGUAUCGGGAGGAUGAUGAGCAUAUAGGUAUUGAUGGAACGUUGGCAUACCUUGAGGAUUUGUCAAUCACUCCAGAAGACCCUCUUGCACUUACACUAGCAUACUUUUUGAAAUCACCCAGGGUAGGGGUUUUCAAUAAGGAUGCGUUUCUUACAAUUUGGCAACAUUAUGAAUGUUAUACUAUUACACAGAUGAAGAACGUCAUAUUACAUGUCCAUGAUGAUAUUCUUGACCUGGGUAACCAGUAUAUUGAUGUAAUGGAAGACAAGCCAUUGACCUUGAAAGGAAUGUAUGAGUUUACAUUUGAGUUUUUAAAAGAAGUAGAAAAUCAACGAGUAUUGGAUGUUCAAACAUGUAUUGACUACUGGAAAUUGUUGCUUCCCUUGGUUUUGAAGAAAGUUGGUGCUCCAGUUAAACAACAGGUAGAAGAAAGACUCGACCAAUGGUACGAGUUUGUACUUGAAGAUCACAAGAAACCAUUUAGUUUUGACGGCUGGUGUCAAUUUUAUUUAUUUGUGCAGGACAUCAUAAUCAAAGAUCCAGUGGCGUUUAAAGAUUACGAUGAAAUGCAAAGUUGGCCCAAUGUAAUGGAUGAGUACAUAGAAUAUUUACGGGAAAACGGGCUAGUAGAAGGUGUAAACUAA
Molecule: messenger RNA, 852 nt
Organism: Spathaspora passalidarum NRRL Y-27907
Lineage: Eukaryota; Fungi; Ascomycota; Pichiomycetes; Serinales; Debaryomycetaceae
Product: NEDD8 ligase
Exons: 2
Coding region: 1-852 (283 amino acids)
Biological process (GO): protein neddylation; positive regulation of ubiquitin-protein transferase activity
Cellular component (GO): ubiquitin ligase complex
Molecular function (GO): ubiquitin conjugating enzyme binding; cullin family protein binding; ubiquitin-like protein binding
Source: RefSeq, a predicted model, not a curated record